AUGGCCAGCCUCACCGAGCAAAUCCGUGAUUUAAAGUCGCUUGAAGUGACUAGCGUUCUUGACUCGAACAACAAAAGAUUCACCCAUGUCGAAAGCUUCCUCAACGAGGCUGUUGACUACCAGACCCUAAAGCCGCUAAGGAACUUACUCGUGAAGCUUCGCGCCCAGUCGGCGAUGCACAGCUUUAAGGGGGCCUUUCACCCGGUGCCUGGAGAGGACCCCUACAUCGCCAACGCCUUGGAGUCGCUCUUAGGCUUUAUCAAAACCCAUCAAGAAAGCAUCAGGCUGCUGAUGAAGUAUAUCCACGCGGCAGACUUUUACCGCAACUGGGAGGAUGCCCAGAAAGACUUUAAUGACGAGGGGGGGGACCAAGACUUAGGUUGUAGAACAGAUACGGGCAUUAGGAGGCCUAAAGCCAGGUCAGACAGUCGCCAACCAGUUUCAAUAUUGGAUGAACCGCCGCAUUAUGACCGCGGACCCCGAGAAGCCCUUAGCAGAGCAACAAGUACAGCUCACGGCAGAGCAAAUCCAAACAACUCGCUACGUCGGGAAGAUAUGCCAUUUCAUCCGUAA
This is a messenger RNA of Bacidia gigantensis, 573 nucleotides long. RefSeq lists its product as uncharacterized. The transcript has a single exon. The record is from RefSeq and is a predicted model, not a curated record. Lineage: Eukaryota; Fungi; Ascomycota; Lecanoromycetes; Lecanorales; Ramalinaceae. The coding region runs from base 1 to 573 and encodes 190 amino acids.